AGCCGCACGGUCCCCGGCAGCGGGGACGGGCCGGUGACACCCCUCUCCGAGACCCCCCCGGGGCAGCCCCGCCCCGCCGCGGCCGGUGCCGAGCGCGGGCCCGGAGCGGGACGGGCGGCGGGGGGCGCGCAGGGCCCGAGGCUCCCGAUCGCGCUGGGAGGGAGCGGCCCCCCCACGGCCAUGGCGUGGCGUCACCGCGCGUCAUGCGGGGGGCGUGACGUCACGGCAGAGCCCUUGGGCCCCGCCCUCCGGCCGGCAGGGGGCGCUGCGGGGCGGCGGCGGGCGCCAUGGCGGAGCGGGCGGCGCCGGGCGGCCCCGGAGCUCUCCCGGGAGGAGAAGCUGCAGUUGCGGAAGGAGAAGAAGCAGCAAAAGAAGAAGAAGAGGAGCGAGAAGGGGCCGGCGGCCGAGACCCCCGAGCUGGGGACACCAUCCAGCCCAGGGCAGCCGCAGGUGGCCGCUCACCCCACGUCCCCCCCCACCUUGGCCGAUGGCCCCAACGAUGGUGAAAAGCCCACAGGGGGCAAGAGCAAAGCUGAGCUGCGAGCCGAGCGCCGGGCCAAGCAGGAGGCGGAGCGGGCCCAGAAGCAGGCUAAGAAAGCAGAGCUGAGCCAGGCAGCCACGGCAGCCAAGCCCAGGCUGACCCCCACCGAGCCCCAAUCCGUGGUGAAGCGGCUGCCAGAGCAUGUGCAGGUGGAUGACCCUGCUGCCCAGAGGAAACUGGCCAAGAAGCUGGAGCGGCAGCAGGUACCUCUGAGGCAGGACUAUGGCACCAAGGUCAACCUGUUCUCCCACUUGCACCAGUACAGCCGGAAGAAGCCACUGACGCAGCAGAUGAGCAUCCCCUCCACGGUAAUUCACCCGGCUGUGGUGCGCCUGGGCCUCCAGUACUCCCAGGGCAUCAUCAAUGGCUCCAACGCCCGCUGCAUCGCCCUGCUGGAAGUCUUCAAACAGCUGAUCCGGGAUUACUCCACUCCCCCCAACGAGGAGCUGUCGCGGGACCUGGUGGCCAAGCUGAAGCCGCACAUCAGCUUCCUGAACCAGUGCCGGCCCCUCUCAGCCAGCAUGGGCAAUGCCAUUAAGUUCCUCAAGAAGGAGAUUUCGUGCCUGCCUGACACCCUGCGAGAGGAGGAGGCGAAGGAGAAGCUGCAGGACACUAUCGACAAAUAUCUGCGGGAGAAGAUUGUUUUGGCAGCUGAAGCCAUUUCGAGGUCGGCCUUUGAGAAGAUAAAUGACAACGAUGUGAUCCUGGUGUACGGAUGCUCUUCCCUGGUGAACCGCACGCUGUGUGACGCCCACGUGAAGAAGGGCCGGGCUUUCCGUGUGAUCGUGGUGGACAGCCGGCCGCGGCUGGAGGGCCGGGAGACGCUGCGCCGGCUGGUGCGAAAGGGCAUUCACUGCACCUACGUGAUGAUCAACGCCAUUUCCUACGUGCUGCCCGAGGUGUCCAAAGUGCUGCUGGGAGCCCACGCACUCCUGGCCAACGGCUCCGUCAUGUCCCGGGUGGGGACGUCCCAGAUAGCCCUGGUCUCCAAGGCCUACAACGUGCCCGUGCUGGUGUGCUGUGAGACCUACAAGUUUUGUGAGCGAGUGCAGACAGACUCUUUCGUCUCCAACGAGCUGGAUGAUCCCGAUGACCUGAUCGUGCUGCGGAAGGGCCAAGCCCAGCUGGGUGGCUGGGCAGAGAACAAGUCCUUGCGCCUCCUCAACCUGGUCUAUGAUGUGACGCCGCCUGACCUGGUGGAUCUGGUCAUCACGGACUUGGGCAUGAUCCCCUGCACCUCCGUGCCUGUCGUCCUGCGUGUCAAGAACGUGGAUCAGUAGGAGAGCCAGCUGCACGGACCCUAAUAAACCAGGCCCCACAGUA
Messenger RNA from Chroicocephalus ridibundus (black-headed gull), 1864 nucleotides. RefSeq names its product eukaryotic translation initiation factor 2B subunit delta (gene EIF2B4). The coding region runs from base 181 to 1821 and encodes 546 amino acids. The transcript has 12 exons. The record is from RefSeq and is a predicted model, not a curated record. NCBI's taxonomy places the organism in Eukaryota, Metazoa, Chordata, Aves, Charadriiformes, Laridae.